CACCGGACAUUUCCUGAAAAAAACCGUGGUGGUGGUGGGUUCCGCGGUCGUGGAGGACAAAGAAAUAAUCGAUUUUCCAGAGGAGGAGGUCGAAACUACGGCAGUAACGAUUUUGAUAAGAAAUAUGGACGAAUUGGUGGCGGUAACGAAGAAGAAGUGCGUGAAAGCAUAAGAGAUGAAGAUAAACGAAGCGAAGGGAAAGAGACGUACCCUGCAGACCUGGUAGCCUACUUGAAGAACAUUCAGCAAAUGAUAGAGACAGAAGGAGUUGUGGACAACAUGGUGAUCGAUAAGUGUGCAGAAGAGUGUUCGGGUGAAGAAGAGAAGCUGCUAUUAUUCAGAGACUCGUCUAUUGUCGUUGAGAGCGUAUUCGGU
This is a messenger RNA of Cooperia oncophora, 375 nucleotides long. Lineage: Eukaryota; Metazoa; Nematoda; Chromadorea; Rhabditida; Trichostrongylidae. The record is from the annotation of a GenBank genome assembly.